AUGCAGCGAUGUCUCUUGCAGCUCCUUAGGCUACCUAGCUCUAUAAGAUCCCAAUAUGCAUCUGGAUUCCUCUCCCAAACCCGCGCAUUCAGCGCCUCGGUAGCCCUCCGCGCUCAGGUUUCAAAGCCUAUCUCAGAGCUGGAGCGCCGCAUUCAAGCCAUACCCAUUGAACGCUUCCGCAACUUCUGCAUCGUCGCACACGUCGAUCAUGGCAAGAGUACGCUCAGCGAUCGGCUGCUGGAGCUCACGGGCACGAUUGCACCGGGUGGGAACAAGCAGAUCCUAGAUAAGUUGGAUGUGGAGCGCGAAAGGGGCAUCACGGUCAAGGCGCAGACUUGUAGCAUGCUAUACAAUCACGAGGGGGAGGAUUAUCUGCUGCAUCUGGUGGACACGCCCGGGCAUGUGGACUUCCGAGCUGAGGUCUCGAGAUCUUAUGCUAGCUGUGGGGGAGCGUUGUUGCUGGUAGAUGCUAGCCAAGGCGUGCAAGCCCAAACUGUGGCUAAUUUCUAUUUGGCAUUUUCCCAAGGGCUGGUACUGGUGCCAGUGGUCAACAAAAUCGACCUUCCCUCUGCAGAUUCGCCAAGAGCGUUGGAGCAGAUGCAGACGGCGUUUGAACUGGCGCCAGAGAAUGCGGUAUUAGUUUCUGCGAAGACGGGACUUAAUGUCGAGCAGCUGUUGCCGAAUGUUAUAAGGCAGAUACCUCAUCCUGUUGGAGAUCACACGAAGCCACUGAGACUUCUACUGGUGGAUUCUUGGUAUGAUAAUUACAAAGGGGUAAUUUUGCUCGUACGGAUCUUCGAUGGGCAAGUUAAAGCGGGAGAUCAAAUAGUGUCAUUUGCCACGGGGAUCAAGUAUUUUGUGGGCGAAGUUGGGAUGAUGUAUCCCCAUCAAACACCUCUGAGCGUCCUUCGAGCUGGUCAAGUCGGCUAUAUAUUCUUCAAUCCAGGCAUGAAGAAGAGUCAAGAGGCAUUGAGCGGAGACACAUACACGACGGUUGGUUCUGAAAGGCUCGUUGAGCCAUACCCUGGAUUUGAAGAGCCGAAGUCUAUGGUUUUCGUCUCAGCAUUUCCUGUUGAUCAAAGUGAUUUUGGCCACUUGGAAGAUUCGAUCAAUCAAAUCGUCCUAAAUGACCGAAGUGUCACACUCCAUAAGGAGUCAUCAGAAGCCCUUGGGGCAGGUUGGAGGAUGGGUUUCCUGGGCACACUCCACUGUUCCGUCUUCGAGGAUCGCCUUCGCCAGGAGCAUGGAGCCAGUAUUAUCAUUACACCACCUACUGUGCCUUUUAAAGUCAUAUGGGCCAACGGGCGGGAAGAGAUUAUCCAGACUCCAUCAAACUUCCCAGACGCAGAUGUGAAUCGAGACCAGGUGGGCGAACUGCAAGAACCCUAUGUGUCUGCUACUGUAACGCUCCCCGAAGAGUAUCUGGGGAAGGUGAUAGAGCUCUGUGAAACCAACCGUGGCGAACAGAAGGAGCUUAAUUUCUUCACUGCCCGCCAAGUCAUCUUAAAAUACGACAUACCACUUGCCCAGCUUGUUGAUGAUUUCUUCGGCAAGCUGAAGGGUGCCACGAAGGGUUAUGCAAGUCUUGACUAUGAAGACGCCGGCUUCCGACGCAGCAGCGUCGUUAAGAUGCAACUCCUCGUCAACAAAGAACCGGUGGAUGCCGUAGCACGAGUUCUCCACACCUCACAGGUCGAUAGACUAGGCCGGCAAUGGGUGAAGAAGUUCAAGGAGCACGUCGACAGGCAAAUGUUCGAGGUCAUCAUCCAAGCAGCUGUGGGGAAGCGUAUCGUGGCGAGAGAAACGAUCAAACCGUUCCGGAAAGACGUGUUGCAAAAGUUACAUGCAGCUGAUAUUGGCAGAAAGAGAAAGUUGCUUGAUAGGCAAAAGGAGGGGAGGAAGAAGCUGAAGGCUGUGGGAAACAUUACGAUCGAUCACAAGGCGUUCCAGAAGUUCCUGGCUAAAUAG
Lachnellula hyalina is the source of this 1968-nucleotide messenger RNA. RefSeq names its product Translation factor GUF1, mitochondrial (gene GUF1). The transcript has a single exon. The record is from RefSeq and is a predicted model, not a curated record. Gene Ontology annotation, cellular component: mitochondrion. Gene Ontology annotation, biological process: positive regulation of translation. NCBI's taxonomy places the organism in Eukaryota, Fungi, Ascomycota, Leotiomycetes, Helotiales, Lachnaceae. The coding region runs from base 1 to 1968 and encodes 655 amino acids. Gene Ontology annotation, molecular function: GTPase activity; GTP binding; mitochondrial ribosome binding.